Messenger RNA from Camellia sinensis, 3623 nucleotides. RefSeq lists its product as uncharacterized. The record is from RefSeq and is a predicted model, not a curated record. Lineage: Eukaryota; Viridiplantae; Streptophyta; Magnoliopsida; Ericales; Theaceae.
UGACACUUCGGCAUCACCUUGGCCACGUGUUGUCAUUCACAAAAUAUGUCCCCAUAACUGCCCCUUGAGUUCUAUUACCUCGGCAUCCUGAGGUGAUGGAACCUACAUCAUUUGUCCACAUAUCAUGUCGGCUAAGACUUCCCAUGACCAAGACUCAGCAGUAUACUGUAUCAAUGAUCAAGAACCAAGAACCAAGUUCUUCAAGUUCCUUAACUAAGAUCACCCUUCUAGCCGAGGUUUUUGCUUCAUUAAAUCAAGAACUCCAAGAGUUUUAUCUGCGCAUAAGCUGUUAUGCACGGUUUUCUCAACUGUUUUCGCCACGCGUCCUUCUCUCAUUGAUUGGUACCAGACAUGCGCUAUUAGGUCGCGUCGUUCUGCACAUGCUGCCUGACAGACAUGUCGUCCAAGGAAUAUCAUUUAUGGUUUGUCGUCUUUUCACAUUUUAACAAAACUUCUCCAUCUCUCUCCGUUUCUUUACUUUUGCAAAAACAAUCUCUCUCUCUGCUCAGAGCCUUUCUUUCUAAAAAUUUCCUAAACCGCCAUUUUCGUACCUUCAAAGCUCUCUGCAAUCACUCCGUUUACCUCCUUCGGCAAAGCAUUUAUUGUCCUGCUUCACUCGUCGUCCCCGUCUGACUCCGCCGAAACUCAAACCGGUGUCCUCAAUCUCGACCCCAACCAGUGAGUUCUUUAUUUCUUUCGAUUUUAGUUUCAGUCUUUCAUUACUCUGCAUAUAUUCCUUGCAUGCCUAUUUCGUUGCUGUUGAAUUUGUUUUUAUGGUUGUAUUCUGUUUCUUCUUUGAUCAUGAAUCAAUUUCCCAUUUCUUUGGAUUCUUCUGGUACCUUGAGCUUCGUUACUGCAUUUACUUGUGAUUCGUACUAUUUAAUCUAUCUCUAGGUCUAUAUAUGUACAUAUGGACUGCUCACAUGCAUGAUGUUUUAGCAAUUUGUCACUGUUCUUUGGCUUUUGCACAUCUGCACAUGCUCACAUAGUGUUCUUGAAUUUCUGUUUGUUUUCUUGAGUCUGAAUCAUUGCUCUUUUCUAUUUUUUUUGCUUAUUUCCAGAUCUUUCCCUUGGUUUCCUAUUUCGGUAUAGAGCUAGGUUUGGGAUUUGUAUAAACAACAUUCCUUAGGAAAAUUGAAAUAAACUCCCCUAGAUCUUGAAAAACCCUUGCCUCAGUUCCUGUUUAGGGUUUAGCCGAGGUCCUUCAAACCCACACCAACCACUCUCCUCUGAAAUCUUGCACCUCAUUUCUUUAGCCGACAUCAUGGGUAUGUUCAGGUGGAGGGUAGAUACCUUAGAAAAACUCGGAUACUUCCGUCGAGAGUUCUCUAUCCCAGCCGAUGUCCACCUCAGGUUGGCUAGGGAAGAGGACUCCAUCAUGCCUAGUGGGGAUUCCAUACCUUUCCCAGUAGUAGCCUUUAUAGAGUGUGGAUUUCGAUUUUCCCUAGACAUUCUCUUUAGGGAGGUCCUUCACUACUAUAAGCUCAAUCCUAUACAGCUAGCCAUCAACUCAUAUAGGGUCAUCAAUGGUAUAAUUGCUCUAGCUAGCCAAGAAAAUGCUAGGAUAACACUAGCCGACAUUCAAUAUUAUUAUACCAUGUGUGGCCUAAAAUUUGAAAAAGGCUAUAUUUAUUACCUCAAGCCAAGAUCCACAGCCUACAAACUCAUAGCCGACCUCCCAGACUCCAACAAAGGUGCUGGAGAUGAUUACUUCAUGGUCUCUGGCAACUGGGAAUUUGCACCUGACGACGACCUUCAUCUCUAUCCUUUGCGCUAAUCGCUGUUUAAAGAGGAUGAGGCUCUCCCUCAGCCAUCAAAAGAUUUUCGCAAAACCUUUUUCCCCAAUAAAGACCUUAAGAAGCUGCUAGGCUUGCCAGUUGACCAGCACAAAGCCCCUUUGCUGCUCAAUUAUAUUCCAACUUACAAGUCCGCACCGCCCGACGUCCCCAAGAAGAGCAAGACCCCUCAUUCUGCUAGAACUCCACAAGCUAAACGAUCAUCAAGGCCAGAUCAGGGAUCUACCUUUGGUCCUGUGAAGCAACCGUUCACCUCUGCUCCCAAAUUGAUUGCUCCACAUCAACGCCAACGUCGUCGCCAAGUUCUUGCCAACGCUCUGACUGGGAGGACUCGAAGUUGCAGACGCCGAGGUUCUAACACACCGGUGUUCGACCCAUCUAAUCCUCCUACUGCCCUUCCAGCAAUACACUUUGGCAUUAAAGUUACAGUUGCUUCCACUGCCGGCGAGAUGGGCCGCAAACUGGCAGUUGUUAAAGACCUUCUCGCCAAUAUCCCCGGGGUUAUGAUGAUGCAAUCCUCAUCCUCCCUAUCCUAGCCAAACCCGAAGUCGAAAAGAGUGAAGAAGGCCAAGGUUAAGGCCAUAAUAACUCAGAUUGAUUCUGAGGACAUUGUACCAAUUUCCAAACUAGCCGUGGCUGAAAAAAGCACCCCUUCUGCCGAAAAAAAGCCAGUUGAGGCCCCAUCAUCCAAUGCCCCACCAGCUAAAAAGCUAAGAUCCGACCACCCUAAAGGUAGCAGCUAUCGCCGCACCAUGACCUGGGUGCCCGAGGUUAUGGUGGACGACAGACCCUUAACAGCCGGUGACAGCACAGCGAAUCUUGAAGUCGGCGCAACCCUGUCAACGGCUAUUCUUUUACCAAAAAACUUGAACUGUAUGGCUGAGUUGCAUAAAUAUGAGAACUUCGCUCUUAUGAUGCAGCACUCGGUCUUGGCUAUUCAGCAUGCUCAAUCAUAUGUUGUCAAGACCAAGAUGACAAGGAAGAAGUUGGCAAGAAAGACCAAGGAAGCUGCCAAACUCCUAUCAUCACUCAAUAAUGCCGAGGCUAACAAUCGAGCUCUAUUGGAUCAGGCUGAGGUUGCCAAAGCUGCUGAGAAUUUAGCUAAGGAAAAAGCCAAAUUGGCUGAAGAUAAAGCCGAGGUCACUAGACCCGGUCUUGCGGCUGCCAAGGCCAAGGCAGCUGACUUAGAGGCUAAGCUUCAGGAGGCCCUUGACUCAAAGGAGGCCGAAGUCAAUGCGGCCGAUGAAAAAACUUUUGAAAAGGGGCAAGCCGCCGUCCGCGACCAAUACAAACAGCAAGUUAACCUGGCUUGUAACCGAGGUUACUACCUUGGUUAAACAGCGGCGCUCAACAAGUUAUCUGUUCCCAUAGACUCUAACCUCAGAGACAUCAAUCAGCUUCAAGUGUCUUUCCCUCCAGAGCUUGAAGAUGAUGCCGAGGAUGGUGAAGUUGAUGAAGUAGAUGAGGAGGCUGCCACUGAUGCCAAGUCUCCCACCCUCAAUGAGCAAAUAGACUUGACUCAAGAUGAGGAGAAUGACUUGAUUUCCAAGGGCAUCUCUCCCAAACCAACCACAUCUGAGGCCGAAGUCCAAUGCGCCGAAAAGAGUCUGGAUCAGACUUUGCUAGAAAUUGGCGCCAAGAUAACGGUCGAAAAAAAUGCAACACCGCCCGCCGAGGUGGAAAGAUAUCAGAGAUCAAUCCUAGUACUUGGGAUAUUUCAUCUUUACUUUGUACUUCUAUUUUGUCUGAACAAUGUUUAGCUUGCAAUUUGGCCGAAGCGCCCUUUUUGUAAUUUUGAACAAGUAAUCUUUUGCAGGGUGAAGUGCU